Messenger RNA from Penaeus indicus, 471 nucleotides. Its product is annotated as RNA-binding protein 25-like. The coding region runs from base 1 to 471 and encodes 156 amino acids. The record is from RefSeq and is a predicted model, not a curated record. The transcript is spliced from 3 exons. Lineage: Eukaryota; Metazoa; Arthropoda; Malacostraca; Decapoda; Penaeidae.
AUGAAAGAAAGAAAAGCCACCGAGAGACAAGUUAGUCAGAGCAACAUUGACAAGAAAGGGGACAAAGAAAGGACAAGGCUUAAAAAUACAACAGGAAACAGAACGGGGAGCAAAAAGGACCGAAGAAGACCGAAGGAAACCGAAGACGCCCUAGGGAGACACCGGAGACCGAAAGAGACCAAAGAAGGACCGAAGGAGCCCGGAGGAGAGACCGAAGAAGGCCGACGAAGGAGACACCGACGAAGAACACCGAAUGAGACCGAAGAAAGAGAGGCCGACGAAAGAGACCGAAGGAGGGACCAAAGGAGGGACCGAAGGAGGUUUUCCUUCAGCAACCGCAACAUCAACACCACCACCACCUCCUCCAACAAUACCAAGAGCAACACCGCCUCCAACAACACCAUCUCCAACUACACCAUCACCAUAACCUUCAGUAACACCAAGAGCAACACCGCCUCCAACAACACCUAA